This is a messenger RNA of Osmerus eperlanus (European smelt), 848 nucleotides long. RefSeq names its product rab proteins geranylgeranyltransferase component A 2-like. Gene Ontology annotation, biological process: protein geranylgeranylation; intracellular protein transport. The record is from RefSeq and is a predicted model, not a curated record. Gene Ontology annotation, cellular component: Rab-protein geranylgeranyltransferase complex. Bases 169 to 537 code for a protein of 122 amino acids. Lineage: Eukaryota; Metazoa; Chordata; Actinopteri; Osmeriformes; Osmeridae. The transcript has 2 exons.
UCCUCUGUCUCUCUCUCUCUGUCUGUCAGUAAUCUUAGUCUCAGUACAACUUUAAACUUCUGGAAUAACAAUAAUAACACUCAUCGUGGUGUGUAUGUUCAUGUUCGUGUGUCUGUGUGUGUGUGUUUGUGUGUUUCAGUAGACCAGCGCCCCUCAGUGUUAUGGGUGAUGUACUUCAACAUGAGAGAUAGCUCAGGAUUGGCUGAGAGCAGCUACGACCUGCCCAAUAACAUCCAUGUGUGCUCAGGGCCUGACAGCUCAUUGGGCAGUCAGCACUCCAUCUCUCUGGCGGAGUCCGUGUUCCAGAAGAUUCUUCCAGAGGAGGAGUUCUGUCCCCCGGCGCCCAACCCUGAGGACAUCCUCUACGAUGGAGACACCCCCUCAGAGGGCUUCACCCAGGGGGGGGAGGAGACAGGGGAGGAGGGGGAGGGAGGAGAGGGAGAGGGGGGAGAGGGGAAGGCAGAGGGGGAGGAGGGAGAGGGGGACGUGCAGACAGGGGAGAGUGUUACAGAGCAAAGUCCAUCCACAGAAGAGUAACUCUCCUCCUCUCCCUCUCCCCUCCUCUGUUCCUUCCCCCCUCCUGUCCAGUCACUUUUUAUUUCCUGCACAGUCCAGUUGUGUGUGUGUUCAUCUCUCAGAGUGGAGAGGAAUGGCCUUUGUCUUUUUUAUUGUUAUUAUUGUAUUAUUUUGUUUCUGUCUGUCACAUGUUAAUAUGCUCAGAGUUCACUCACGCACACACACACAGACACACACACUCACACAGACACGCUGUGCCAUACAUUAGCAGCUCCACCUGGCGUGGUCUCCAUGACGAUGAUCCAUGACAAUAAAGUGUUUCUGGAAACCUG